This is a messenger RNA of Penicillium nucicola, 306 nucleotides long. RefSeq lists its product as uncharacterized. The record is from RefSeq and is a predicted model, not a curated record. Bases 1 to 306 code for a protein of 101 amino acids. The transcript has 2 exons. Lineage: Eukaryota; Fungi; Ascomycota; Eurotiomycetes; Eurotiales; Aspergillaceae.
AUGAAUGAGCCUUUCUUCCGGUUUACAAUCAAAGAACAUAAUACUUACUGCAAUCCGAGUAUUCUACAGGGUUGCAGCCAAAAAGAAACUCUCCCUCGGGGAAUCGAACCCCGGUCUCCCGCGCUUAUCGGUAUUAAUGACAAGCGGAAAUCAUCACCACUAGACCAAGGAAGAUUGAAUGACCGAGUUACUGCUCGACCACUUGGCUGGUUGAUGGAAUAUUCGGCCAUCUUUGACAUUAUGUUCAUGCGAUUUAUAUUGUACUUACAACCUUCAUUGCGACUUUUUCUUUUAACAUUUUAUUGA